This is a messenger RNA of Xyrauchen texanus (razorback sucker), 1202 nucleotides long. Its product is annotated as protein PBDC1-like. Lineage: Eukaryota; Metazoa; Chordata; Actinopteri; Cypriniformes; Catostomidae. Gene Ontology annotation, cellular component: cytoplasm. The record is from RefSeq and is a predicted model, not a curated record. Bases 120 to 641 code for a protein of 173 amino acids. The transcript has 6 exons.
ACCUUUGGUCGCUCAGAGCUGCUUGAUUGAAGUGAUCCGUCUCUACUAAGAAGUACUCCGCUUUGACUUAAAUCACAUGGUAUGAUGCGUAAAGCUCAUCCGGGUCGGAAGGCGUCAGCAUGGACACGGUUGAUGUUCUUGCAUCUCUGGGGGUAGAGGGAGCAACUAAUGCUGCGCAUGCGCUCUCUCUUCCAGCUGAAGCAUAUGGAAAUGAUGCCCAAUUGGAAGUAAUGUGGGCAAUGAAAGCCUACAAUCAUGCAGAAAUUUACUUUAAUCUAAUUUCCUCGGUUGAUCCAAAACUUCUAAAACUAACAAAAUCAGAUGACCAGAUCUAUACGAAAUUCCGGGAAGCUUUUCCUGACCUUAAUAUUCAAGUUCUGGAUCCAGAGCUGCUGAAAUCUGCAGAGGCUAAAGAGAAAUGGAGGCCCUUUUGUAACCAGUUUGAUGGUGUUGUAGAGGACUUCAACUACGGUACACUAUUACGUAUUGAUUGUCAAAAGGACUACACAGAGGAGAACACAGUAUUUGCUACAAGAAUCCAGUUUUACGCCAUAGAGAUUGCGAGAAACAGGGAAGGCUACAAUGAGGUCGUCUACAAUACCAACUCUAAAGCGAAAGAACAGAAGAAACAUGCAUGUUAAUCAUGUCAACAGAUUUAAGGUGGCCAUCUUCGUGUAGAGGAGCCCUCCCGUAUGCUUAAAUUCAAACAAAUGUCCAGAAAUGGAGCAACAACAGUUAAAUGUCCUGUGUAAAUGUAUGUAAUAAGUUACUUUUCUCAUUUGUACUCAACUAAGUGUUGAACGUUGUGGAUUGUUCAGUUUUGAUUUGUAUUUGUAAUGUAUUUUUUUUUUCCCCUCUCCUUUUCCCUGAAAAUGGCUGUUUAAUCUAAUGUAGUUCCCGAUCAUUACUUCCCUUGCUUAACUUUAAAGUCAACAUGAAAUCAACUGACCCAUUUACUAUAUAUUUUGAUAAACAUUAUUCUUAAGGAAAACAAAUGCUUGUCUUAGUAAUAUUUAAUCUCACAAUGUUACAACUUCCUUGAAAGUCUCAGUUUCAACCCCUCUCAAACCUCAUGCCAUAUAGACACCACUUUUUAUGAUUCAAUUGUUUCCUUAAGGAUACAAUGAGUUAAAUCCUACCUUUUUUCUCAUUGAAAAUCCAAUUUUACUUUGUAAUAAAAUGGGUUGUGAACGCCGUUUCGU